Molecule: messenger RNA, 2421 nt
Organism: Penicillium lagena
Lineage: Eukaryota; Fungi; Ascomycota; Eurotiomycetes; Eurotiales; Aspergillaceae
Product: Zn(II)2Cys6 transcription factor
Exons: 3
Coding region: 1-2421 (806 amino acids)
Biological process (GO): regulation of DNA-templated transcription; DNA-templated transcription
Molecular function (GO): DNA-binding transcription factor activity, RNA polymerase II-specific; zinc ion binding; DNA binding
Source: RefSeq, a predicted model, not a curated record
AUGAAUACACACCCGGACAAAGAAGAAGAAAAGAAAAUGCAGGGUGUUUUGGCAUUUGACAGUGACCGCCAUGUCACAAAGCGGCACAAAGCCGUCCGUGCCUGUCAACGGUGCAAGGACUCAAAGAAAAGAUGCAGUCUGACGAAUGAUUUGCGUCGAUGCAAGCGGUGCGACGCGGACGGCUGGCCCUGCUCGUUCGAGAGGACGCCUCAACCGAGCCUCCACGAGACACAGCAUCAGCGGCAGCAUGUAUCCAGUGAACAUGGCCGCAUCAGCCCCCUGUCUGUCACAACUCUGCCCCCUUACUCCGGGGCGGACACCAGGGCACCUAUCGAGCAGCAGCACUCGGCGGGCUGGACCAACGGCAACGCUCUAAAUCCCGUUGCUUUAUCUACGCGCAACUCCUUUUAUUCUGGCAGUGACGGCCCAGAGCAUCACGAAUAUCGUACACAGGUGUCGAUGCCGAUGGAACCUCUCCUCUCGUCCACCUUGUCUCCAGAUGACAGGGACUCCAGAUCCAAUCUGCGCCCACCAUCGCCACUCGCGACUCCAGUAACGUGUGCGUCCAAGGAAACCGAGGAGUUCCGCUAUGCUACCAUGCUGAGCCUCAUGGAGGCCAGGGACUCAAGUAAUGUGAGGAGCAGUCCACGCCAGGCGGUCAAGCUUAUCUCGGGCACGAACCCACUGUCAGCGCUCCUCGGCAAGGAGCUGAAGCACACGAUCGUCACUAACAGCUGCUCUUUCCGCACGCCGGACCCUGUCUCCGGCGCCUCCAAACCAUCGCUGCGACGGGGUCCUAGAAUCCACAGUUUUGACUGGGAGCAGUACUACCGCGUCCGUGGUGUCCCGGCGACCCGGUUGCAGUUUUUGCAUGCCAUGGGCUGUUUCCGACUCCCACCAGCUGCCCGUUGUGCCGAGCUUCUUGAGAUAUUUUUCACUUAUAUCCAUCCGAUGCUGCCAGUCAUCGACCGCAAGGACUUCCUGUCGUGCUACUAUGGAAGCGGCGAGCCUCCUCCCCUCCUCGUUCUGCAUGCUGUGUUUCUCGCUGCUUCGCGGUACAUGAACGGUGAAGGGCGGUCUGUAGACGGCGUGCCUGAGAUACGGAGCCACUGUGAUGAGCUUCACGCGAAGCUACGGUCCCUAAUAGAUGUCGAUAUCUCCCAAGAGAGGCUCGCUGUGAUUCAAGCGUCCCUCAUCGCCAGUCUCCACUGGGAGGGCCGUGAAGGGCUGAACUCUGCCAUCGACAGCCUGAGCCUCGCUGUGCGGGCUUGCCAGGAGAUGGGACUCCAUCGGAAAAUGGUGCCGGCGCAGCGGGUGACUUCAAAAGCCGGAGGACAGGAUCUGCUUUAUCGGCGCAUAUGGUGGUCCGCCUAUACCCUGGACCGUCUCUGCGCUGCGCAGGAAGGUACCCCCUUCUUGAUCAAUGAGGGAGACUGUGACGUAGAAUUGCUGACUGAAGACGACCUCGCUAGCGAGGACUCUGUCACAGUACAGGCCACGCUGAUCAAUUUGUCGAUAGCGCGUCUGAUAGAGGACGUGGUCCGGUGCCUUUAUUCUCCCCAGGAGGACCACACCACGCUGUUUACGUCGCGUGGCGUACGUCUACGGCAGCGGCUCGCCAUCCAGCUGGAGGACCUCAAGAGCCGCGUCCAGAACAUGUUGCUCUCCGGGCAAGAGGUUGAGGACGCCCUGAAGGAGGUGCCGUAUACUGUGUCGAUUCUCUGUGGCGCCAUCCUGUUAACCCAUAUCGAUGCCGUGCAAAUACUUGUGCACCGCCCAUUCCUCCUAUACUCGGAGCCCCACGAGUCUGACACGUAUUUCUCAAGAGAUGCAUGCCGCCGUCACUCCGUAGAUAUCCUUUCGCGCCUCAACUUACUCCUGAGACAUAAUCUGCUGCGGUUUUCGUGGCCGUUCACAGUAUACGCGGUGGUCAACUGCCUGCUUAUCUUCUGGUACGACGUCUCGUCGCCGUCGCCUAUGGCGCAGACGACGCUGCAGGCGGCUCGCAGGGACUAUUCCGCCGUGGUCAACCUGCUCAGGGUGAUGGGCAACACGUGGUGGGCAGCAGCAGCCAAGCACAAGCUUGCCCUGGCCCUCGCGCGCGCUGCAGACAUGCUCCACGCCAAGGAGCGGCAAAACGCCGCGACCCCGACUGCGGCGGCACAGGGAGGGUCCGCCGUCUCUAUAACUGCCUUGUGUUCCAUGAGCACCGACAUCAGCGCAAGCGCAGGCUACGAGGUUCCUCCCAGCCCACUGUCCAGGAUGGCAAGCGGACCGUAUGAUGACGGCAGUGGGCACUUCGAUAAUGACGUAUUCUUCGAAUGCGACAGUACCGAGUAUUGGUCGUCGCUCGGGCUCGAUUUCAACUUAGACGUGGCGGAUAAUAUUUUCAGCAUUGAACGGUUGGGGAGUGUGAUAUAA